AUUUUAUUUAUUUUUAUUUAUUUAUUUAAUUUUAUUUAUAAUAUAAGAAAUAAUGUCCAAGAAAACACAAGCAGCAGAAGUGAUUGUCAAACUUUUAAUAGGAGCAGGUAAAGCAUCUCCAAGCCCUCCAGUGGGUCCAGCAUUAGGUGCUCGUGGUGUUAAAUCCAUGGACUUUUGUAAACAGUUUAAUGACAAGACAAAACAUAUUGCAACAGAUACACCUUUACCUACCGUUAUUACCAUCAAGCCCGACCGUACUUUCACAUUCGUCGUAAAGACACCACCUACUACUUAUUUUUUAAAACGGGCUGCAGGUGUUAAGAAGGGAGCUCAAACACCAGGUUCUGAAGUGAUUGGUAAAGUCAGUCUGAAGCAUGUAUACGAAAUUGCUAAAAUUAAACAACAAGAUGAUAAUUUGAAGCAUCUUUCUUUGGAGAGUAUUUCAAGUAGUAUUAUUGGAGUUGCAAAAAGUGUUGGUAUUCAGGUUGUACCUUAAUCAUUAUUAAGAAUGAAAGAAGAGAAAUGAAAAGAAGAGAAAAAAGAAAAGAAAAAAAAAAAGGAAAACUGUAUUAUAU
Molecule: messenger RNA, 575 nt
Organism: Cokeromyces recurvatus
Lineage: Eukaryota; Fungi; Mucoromycota; Mucoromycetes; Mucorales; Mucoraceae
Product: 50S ribosomal protein L11
Exons: 1
Coding region: 53-496 (147 amino acids)
Biological process (GO): translation
Cellular component (GO): ribosome; mitochondrial large ribosomal subunit
Molecular function (GO): structural constituent of ribosome; large ribosomal subunit rRNA binding
Source: RefSeq, a predicted model, not a curated record